AGUCCCAAGGAAUUUGGAAGCAAUAUCCUAGCUAUCCAGAGUUCCAGACUACUUAACCAGCAGCAGCAGAAGAAGAAUCGAGAGAGGAGCUAGCUGAGAGAUGGCGUCCAUGAUGGGAGGAGACUUCGUCGAGGCCUACGUGCUCAGGAACGCGUACAAGGAGAAGAUGAGGCGCAUGGACGAAGCGGCGGCGGCCGCCGCCGCGGUUGAAGGGAAGAAUGGCAAGGAGGGCGGCGCCGGCGGUGGCUCCGCCGGAGAGAAGAAGCCUGCGGGCGCGAGCAGCAAGGGAGGCUUCUUCGGGAUCAUGAAGAAGAAAGUGCACCCCAAAGCGGCUUCUUCUUCUCCUUCCUCCUGAUCGUUAACUCUGUUGUCGUGUUAGGGAUGCAUGUCACGGAGAGACCCUGCAAAAGUAUAUACGUGUGUACGGAGUAGAGGUUUAGGUGCCGUGAGAUGGCAGGCCGCAGCUUGCUGGAGCUCAGUCAUGGCUGGCUGCAGCUUUGUGCUAUGUGUGUGUGUGUGUAAGUUUGUUCUUGCGAUCAGCUUCUCCUGGGAGGAGUGUGUGAGCCACUGGCCGGCUGUAACGUUGGUUCUUUUGUUAA
This is a messenger RNA of Lolium rigidum, 599 nucleotides long. RefSeq lists its product as uncharacterized. The record is from RefSeq and is a predicted model, not a curated record. The transcript has a single exon. Lineage: Eukaryota; Viridiplantae; Streptophyta; Magnoliopsida; Poales; Poaceae. Bases 101 to 355 code for a protein of 84 amino acids.